This is a messenger RNA of Crotalus tigris (Tiger rattlesnake), 1689 nucleotides long. RefSeq names its product H-2 class II histocompatibility antigen, E-S beta chain-like. The record is from RefSeq and is a predicted model, not a curated record. Gene Ontology annotation, biological process: immune response; antigen processing and presentation of exogenous peptide antigen via MHC class II; positive regulation of T cell activation. Lineage: Eukaryota; Metazoa; Chordata; Lepidosauria; Squamata; Viperidae. The transcript has 6 exons. Gene Ontology annotation, molecular function: MHC class II protein complex binding. Gene Ontology annotation, cellular component: MHC class II protein complex; membrane. The coding region runs from base 538 to 1335 and encodes 265 amino acids.
GAGCCCCCUCCCCUCUUCCCUUGUUGUGGCCGAGGUGGGGCGGGGGUCGCGGGAAGGCAGCCCAGGAGGGAUAAGAGGCAGCUGGGCUCCUCUCUCGCCCCCCUCCGUGGCUGGGAGGGAGGGGGACCUCGCGGACCCCGAAUUAGCGCCUGAGCCCCAAAGUUUCUUGCACUGAAAGAGGAAGGAGACGGGAAGCGAAAGCGAAAGAGGGAAACUGAGGCAUUUUCAGACCUGAAUCCACAAAGGCCAGCAAAGAGUAUAAGAAAAAGAGAUUUUUUUUGGCAAAAGUGUUUUUGCACCCUCAGUUUUUCUUCUGAAUGUCCAUUUUUUUAAGGGGAGGGAAGAGUUGAGCUGGAUUCCUUCUUGGGGAGACGCUGAGGCUCCCAUUGGUCCCUCCGCUUUCCUGGGCCCUCCCACGUCCGAAAUUCGAGGAAAACGCCCCCUCCCCCCACUCCAGACCCAUCUAUUCCACCUCUGGGGCUGGGAGCCUCCGUGUCUCUCUCCCCUCUUUGGGGGGGCGCUUGUGGGGCGGCGUCCAUGGGCUCCGCUGGGCUCCCCCUGAUGCUGCUGCUGCUGGUGGGGGCGCUGGACCGGAUCCCCGGAAGCCAAGGGGGGAAGGAGACCCCCGCCCAUUUCCUGGCCCAGUGGAAGUCCGAGUGCCGCUUCCUCAACGGGACGCGGCGGGUGCGAUACCUGUACAGGAACUUCUACGACCGGGAGGAGUAUCUCCGCUUCGACAGCGCCCGCGGGGAGUACGAGGCCGUCACGGCGUUGGGGAAGGCGAUUGCGGAGGCUUGGAACAGGGAUAAGCACGAGCUGCAGUACCGGAAGACCGGAGUGGAUGCCUUCUGCCGACACAACUACGAGGUUUUCCAGAGCGGUUCCGUGAUUGGCCGGAGAGCCAAGCCCACCGUCUCCAUCUCCCCCACCAAGCUGGACCCCGCUUCCCCCCACACCAUCCUCCUCUGCAUCGCGAGGGGCUUCUACCCUGUGGAGAUUGAGGUCCUGUGGCUGAAGAACGGGCGGCCAGAGGAGGAGGGCGUGGCCUUCGGGGAGGAGCUCCAGAAUGGAGACUGGACCUACCAGCUCCAGGUGAUGCUGGAGACCCAGCCCCAGCGAGGGGACGUCUACACCUGCCAGGUGGAGCAUGCCAGCCUGGAAGCCCCAAUCACCGUCCAGUGGGAGCCCCGAUCCUCCAAUUCUGCCAAGAGCAAACUCUGGACGGGGAUCGUGGCAGCCGUGAUCGGGGUGAUCUUCUUUGCCAUGGGGCUCUCCCUCUACCUGAAGAGCAAGAAAGCAAUUCCCAUCCAGCCUCCUGCAGCACUCAUGAAUUAAUUCUGCCAUCCUUCCUGCUUCCUUGUGGGAAAGGAAGGGGCUUUUUUCCAUUAGCUGAUGAAUUUCUGUCUCUUUUUUGCAACCUCUGAAAAAUGGAGGGUCAAGAUUUUAGAUUGGGGGGAGGAGGAGAAUGGCAGCCUGGAGCUUUUCCUGCUGAGACCACUCUGGCUUUCUUGUGAGGGAGAGGUGGAGUCCAUCUAGACUGACCCCAGGGACUCUGGAACUGCCUGUCAGUCCAGACACCCAAAUCUCUCCUGACUUUAAAUCCACAGCAGCUUCAUCUUCAUUACUCUUCGUCCGAAUCCCUUCCCUUCGCUUUGCUAUAAAAGAAUAAACAUUGUAGGAAAAAUCCUG